This is a messenger RNA of Octopus bimaculoides (California two-spot octopus), 1137 nucleotides long. RefSeq lists its product as uncharacterized. The record is from RefSeq and is a predicted model, not a curated record. NCBI's taxonomy places the organism in Eukaryota, Metazoa, Mollusca, Cephalopoda, Octopoda, Octopodidae.
AUGCAAGUGAAGAAUUUGGGUAAGCAGGAACCUGGUUCUGAUUCUGGGCAUGACUCAGUCUCUUCCUCAAGUGUCCUUGAAAAUCCGACUGGUGAUUCGGGGUCAGCUCAUAGCGAUGCGGAAUCCGUGUCCCGUCCAUCAACCGGGGCCCCAAUCCAGGAGUCAGCAAUGCUUUUAGCCGCGCCUUCUCCAACAUUGCCAGUCACCAAGCGGAAACCUCCGUCAUUAUCGCAACUAGUUUCGAUCGAUAAGAAAACUCCGUCACCUGUGACCUCAUCAACUUUGACAUCAAGGUCAAGUCCAUGUCCUUCGUCGUUCUCGUUGAAUUCUCCUGCGACUCCGUCAACCACGUCGCCGCCAUCAAUGCCUUUAUCAAUGUCUUCUUCGUUGAUAUCUCCAUCAUCUCACCCGUCACACGAAACAACCGAAAGCUCGGCAUCAUCGCAUACAAUGUCCUCUUGCUUUCCUGCAUUCUUGCCAUCUUCUGACACAGCAGCUAAAGGCGAACCACCGGAACAAGCUUCUUCACUCGGACACCAACCGACACCGCCAACCACUUCCUCUGCUCUGUCUGACGUCACACGCGCUUCAUCAAUCGAUCAACGUCGCUCUUUCGAUUAUCAACUGACUCAUGCUUUGAAGGUGAUUGCUUCUGACUCCAACACAAAUUCAACUCUACGAAGCGAUGAUGGAACACCUAUAGCGACCGACGAGUCGCCGAAACCGCAGAAACAACAACUUCAACAAUUCACUUCGUCGCUUCGCUCCAAUACUCCACUCGUUGUGCCUGCUUUUAACUCGACCCAGCAAUCGGAGAAAGCGCCAUCUUCGCCAAAAACAACCAAUCAACGUUUCAGAACCAAUAAUAUCUUGUCGCGCAUGCUCUUACCAACUUUCAAUGUUUCCUCUUCGGCGUUUUUCUCUUCGUCUGCUUCUUCUUCUCCGGGAUCACCUUCAUCUAUCUCUCCCUCUUCACUCUACCCGCCUCCUUCUUCACUCGCCUCUGAAAUUCCAUUAUCUCCGUUGCCUACAGCACCUCCACCAACACCGCCACCACCAACAACACCACCACCGCCGCCGCCGACUUCCUUGUUGACUUCCCCGACCUCAACGCCUCCAUCGUCGUCUCCACCUUAG